This is a messenger RNA of Sitophilus oryzae (rice weevil), 3448 nucleotides long. It is a transcript of the gene Hk, whose product is annotated as voltage-gated potassium channel subunit beta-2. The transcript has 13 exons. Gene Ontology annotation, molecular function: potassium channel regulator activity; voltage-gated potassium channel activity; transmembrane transporter binding. The record is from RefSeq and is a predicted model, not a curated record. Gene Ontology annotation, biological process: potassium ion transport; regulation of potassium ion transmembrane transport. Lineage: Eukaryota; Metazoa; Arthropoda; Insecta; Coleoptera; Curculionidae. Gene Ontology annotation, cellular component: cytoplasm; voltage-gated potassium channel complex. Bases 765 to 1982 code for a protein of 405 amino acids.
UCGCCGCACGGUGCGCUACCCUCCUCAGGAUCAGGCGCCAACAGCAGCAGCCGCAGCAGGAGAGACUCUGAACCUCCCGCUGAAUAAAAUGAAGUCAGUCUAGUUAUUUUUAAACCCUCCAACGGUGAGCAUCGUAUCGCUGUCUCGCGCGCGGCUUUUGUUUCAUAUACGAUGUCCGGAAGUUCAAUCCCGUUGUUUUUGUGGUCGUCGUCCUGUAGGCGCUGUCCAGUUUCCGGAUUCCUUAGUUAGUUUUGUCGGUGGUUUUGGUGAUUGUUAGUUAUAUUCCCCUUCGGUAAUCGUUCCCAGGUUCUAACCUAAAAACUCUUAAUUCCCAAAUGGAUGAAGUUAAGAAUAAGGAUUUAGCGUGAGAGCCGUUCCCUGGCUACUGGAUCAAACUGGCACACCAGUUCUGGAUCUCUUACCCGCCACCGGGGGCGGGCAGCUCCUCCAGCUCCAAGGACAAGGAGAAAGAGAAGUUGGAGGACGAGAAAAAACCGCUGUCGAAGGAGCAGAGACAGCAGGAGUACGACGCUGCUAUAAAGGAACACCACCGUUCCCAGCGGGAGCAGUGGGAGAUCCGCCAGCUCGACAACGACCUGCUCCAGCAGCGCCAAUCGGAGCGGGAGCGGGAACGGGAGCAAAAGGAACUGGCCGAGCAACGUCUGCUCCUCGUCGACGAACAGGAUGAACUUAAUCAGCAGCCGCCUAAGAAAUCUCCACUUACAAAAGAAAGGUGCAGAGCGCCUAUAGCUAGUUUGGACUGCAUGGAAGAAUUCAGCGCUGGCAGCGCCCUAAGUGCCCUAGCUGACCGUCCCGGCGAUGGUACCAUCACCAAAGAACAGCUGUUGCUCAGCGGAUUGGCCCACUCAGCUCCGGCGGUACCGCUUCAGUUGACCAGGUCUACCAACAUCACGCCGGGGUUGAGGUACAGGAACUUGGGCAAGAGUGGACUCAGGGUGUCCAACAUUGGACUAGGCACUUGGCCGACUUUCAGCCCCAACGUGAGCGAGGAACAAGCCGAACAAAUAAUCGUUUUAGCCGUGGAGAGCGGCAUUAACGUUUUUGAUCUAUCAGAAGCCCAUUCAGGAACCAGAGCGGAGGUAGAAUUGGGCCGCAUUCUAUCCAGAAGAGGCUGGAAAAGGACCAGCUUUAUCGUCACGACGAAAAUUUAUUGGAGCACUAGGUCUGAAGAGCGAGGACUAUCGAGGAAACACAUAAUAGAAAGCGUUAAGGCCAGCCUACACCGUCUUCAGCUGUCCUACAUUGAUGUCGUCAUCGUUCAUAAAGCGGACCCGAUGUGUCCUAUGGAAGAAGUAGUUAGGGCAAUCAAUUACGUCAUCAACCAAGGCUGGGUAAUGUAUUGGGGCACAGCGCGAUGGUCCCCAGUGGAGAUAAUGGAGGCCUACACCAACUGCAGGCAGUUCAACUGCGUAACGCCUAUAGUAGAGCAGGCUGAGUACCAUCUAUUCUGUAGAGAAAAAACGGAGCUCUAUAUGCCAGAAUUAUAUAAUAAAAUUGGAGUGGGAUUGAUGGCGUGGUCUCCCAUAUCCAUGGGCCUGUCCCAAGGGAAAGACGACAGCAGUAUCCAGUUAUUCUCCAGGGCCAGUUUUAGAAACAAAUAUAGCUCGUUCUCUUGGACAGAAGAUGAAACGGCAGCCACAAAUAAAGAGGGCUACGGCUGGAUGAAGGAGCGCAUCCAGCCGGAAGAAUCCAGGAGACAUUCGGAGAGAAUCAGGGAAUUAAACGGUCUGGCGGAGAAAUUGGGAUGCUCGCUGACUCAGCUUACCAUAGCGUGGAGUUUGAAAAACGAGUCAGUGCAGUGCUUACUUCUAGGAGCCAGUAACGUGGAGCAGCUGUACGAGAAUAUCCAAGCUUUGCAGUUAAUACCCAAGCUGAAUACUAAUAUGGUUCAAGAUAUCGAAAAGAUUCUUGAAAAUAAGCCCUCUAGGCCGCCAAUGGUUUCCACUUUGGCGCUUAGAUGACAAUCAAUGUGCCCUCCAGGCUCUAUUAGUGGCCAGGGGGGCACGAGCAACGCCGAGAGCCCCAAGGGCGACGACGUGAGCAACACGGACACCGACACCGGCAAAGACAGCCAGAAACUGCCCUUCUGCGAGAUUCAGUGACACAGAGUUAGCGAGUUUGUGAAAACUCGUAAAAGCAAAACGCCCGACGAGAAGCCGCAGGUCAAGGAGAAGGUGCGCUGGUCCUACAGUCCCGAGGAGGGGCCCAAGUGCACCACCGAAACCUUCGUCUCGAAGAAGAAGGACAAGAAAGUGGUGAGCCCUGUGAACGUAUGAGAGUGGAAGAAACAGAAAAGAGACCGCGCGAAUCUCGCGGCAGGGGAGACUUUGAUUUGAAAGGGUUCGGAACGUUGAGAUAGAUAAUAAGGUUGUUGGUUUGGAAUACGGAUAAAUAAGUAAAGGUAGACGCGUUCUAAGAAAAUAAAAUAAUUAUUGGUUUAUACCUAGUCGUUCUAUGUUCGUCUAGAAAAAGGUCUGAGUAUUUUUUAGAAAUUUAAAAGACAAAAACUCUAUUUUUCGUAAAAUGUCACUAGAAUCCAGACUGAAAUCAGAGACAUUUAAAAAAAUAUUAUAUGAUAGAGCAAAAACAAUACGUUCAAACAACAAUUCACUAAACAAAGAUAGAAACCUUAUAAAAGAAACACUAAUAAAAAACGAUUAUAUAUAAACCACCAUCCUUUAUUGACCAAGCAUUAUACAAGCCAUAGGUCCCAGAAUACACGCAAUGAAGAUAGUACCCUAUAUAGGGUGGUAGGUCUAGGUGGUGGAUCGGCGUUGGAAACAUAGGAAAUUCCAUACAAAUGUUGAACUGUCCAAAUAUUGGCUCAGGAGAUAUACCUCCUGAAAAAUUAGUAAUUUUUUGUCAGUUAAGUAAAUUCCUUUUACUAGUAAAAAAAUACUGACAAGCUGGUUUCCAUUUCGAUUCAACGCCAGUGGUGUUCUCAAAAAAUAACUAUUUUAUUUUGUAGAUUUUUUUCCAGUAGCGAAAAUCCCAGAGUUAUUUUUACGGAAUAUUUUAGGAACGCUCUACGUUUACGUAUUUCUCUGAAGUUUAUAACUUCGAAGUACUCAAUUUUGAAUUAUAAAGUCAAGUUUUUAUAGAGUCUUUAUGAUUUUUCUUAUGAUAUCUUAAGUCAUAUACAGUGCCACAGAUAAAGUAAACUAGCCAUUGCGGGUAAUAUCUAAAUUUGACAUUUAAAGAAAUAAAUGAGUAUAAAAUGGCCUGAGUAUGAAUCCUGGCCGAAUUUUGAAAAACUUUAUUUGAGAAAGUUCUUUUUUUUUCAAUUUUACAUAAAUAUGCGAAUUUUGAACCAAUUGCCAGCCGUUAAAUUUAUUUAUUACUCAAGUUAAACAUAAUAUUAUACAAGGUGUCCCAGAAAUAAGUGCAAGUAUUUUAACUGGUAGUAUAGUGCAACCCCAGAAACACG